AUGGAAAUACCACCCUAUCUCGGCCAAUCCAACGUCUUUGACUGGAUGCACAGCAACCCCUUCUCCUCGCAGAACGGCCACACGCCACUAGAUCGCAUCGUCCCAUCUAUACCCUCUGAUAGGCCCAUUUUUGUAGAUGAAGCAACUGAUCACACCUUGACCCGGUCCCAGCUCAGACGCGAUGCCCUCCUUCUAGCUACCGGUCUCCAGACCACGCUGGGACUCAACCCAGACGAGACGCAACACUUCAAACCGACAGCGACGUGUGCUGACCCACACAUCGCACCCGUCGUGCUCAUUCAGCUCCCCAACUGUCUGCCCUUUGCCACAGCCCUGAUGGGCACCCUGGCCGCCGGUCUGACCGCCACACUCGUCUCGCCUGCUCUGACAGCCUCGGAGACGGAAUGGGUGGUACGGCAGUCCCGGCCGCGCGCAUGCAUCGUCACGUCCGCAUGCGUAGACAACGUGAAGAGGGCGCUGGGGAACGGACACGAUACCUCUGUGCCGAUCUACACUGCCGACUCGCUGUCGGACCUCCUCAGCAUCGACGGUGACUCCGCGGCAGUGCGACAGCCUCAGUCGCUGGACGCGUCAAACCGCGCUGCCGUCAUGCUCUGGUCGUCCGGGACGUCCGGCCGGCCCAAGGGUGUCCUCCUCUCACACCGCGCGCUCAACCUCUCCGUCGCGUCCGUGUGGCACGACGCCGACUUCUACCGCGGCCUCCCCGAGCGCUGGCUCGGCUUCGUCCCCUUCUACCACGUCUUUGGCCUGCUGAACCUGUUCCUGGCCGCCGUCGCCGCUGGCGCAACAGUCUACAUCAUGCCCUCCUUCAACCCCGACGCCAUGCUCUCGGCCGUGCGCCGCAGACGCCUGACAUACCUCCACAUGGCGCCGCCCGUGGCCGUCCUGCUGGCCAAAUCGCCCCUCGUGCACCGCGACACCUUUGUGAGCGUGAGGGCCGCCAUAACCGGCGGCGCACCUCUGGGCCAUGACAUCAUCGCCCAGGUGUACGCCAGACUCGGUUUUCGCAUCAGGAUGGGCUACGGCUUGACGGAAGCCUGCAACGUGAGCGUGCAGUUCGGGCUGAAUGAGCACUCGCUGCAUGACCAGGCGGGUACCACCGGCCGUGCCCACUGGGCCGUCGAGCUCGCCGUCUCGUCAGAGGGCGAGGUUCUCGUGCGCUCUCCCUCUCUGAUGAUGGGCUACCUCCCCGUCGAUGGCGUCGACACGUCUGCCACCGACGAGGCGCUCACCCAUGACGGGUGGUUCCGCACCGGUGAUGUCGGUACCCUCGAUCCGCAGGGAAACCUUCGUCUGACGGACCGGAUAAAGGAGCUCAUCAAGGUGCGGGGCUUCCAGGUCGCUCCCGCAGAGCUCGAGGGAAUCCUGUGCGCGAGUGACGACGUGGCUGAUGCCGCUGUUGUCGGCAUCCUUGAUAACGACAGCGCAACCGAGUGGCCGAGAGCCUUCAUCGUGCCGCGUUCUGCUCCGCAUACCGCGUCGCAGCAGCAUGACCUGGCUCAUCGGCUGAGAGAGCUUAUCGAGACCCAUGCUACCAGGUACAAGUGGCUCAGGGGCGGGGUGGUGUUUGUCGACAAGAUUCCCAAGUCACCGAGCGGCAAGAUUCUACGGAGGAUAAUGCGCGACGGGGGCAUCAAGGGCGUCGAGGUGGCCGUUUACGGCAGUGCCGCUCGGACAUCAAAAAUCUGA
Molecule: messenger RNA, 1710 nt
Organism: Geosmithia morbida
Lineage: Eukaryota; Fungi; Ascomycota; Sordariomycetes; Hypocreales; Bionectriaceae
Product: Acyl-CoA synthetase (AMP-forming)/AMP-acid ligase II
Exons: 2
Coding region: 1-1710 (569 amino acids)
Biological process (GO): secondary metabolic process
Molecular function (GO): CoA-ligase activity
Source: RefSeq, a predicted model, not a curated record